GAUAUGGGCCUGAAGCCCUGAGCUUAGUAGGUUACGCCCAGUAUAAAGUCGCGGAGCAGGCUCAUCCCGUCCUCCCCUCCUCUUCCUCACCGCCGCCGCCGCCUCCACCUCACACCUCCUCGGAUUUGCCCAGGCCGCCUCCCUCGCCCACCAUGCCGAAGCAGAUCCACGAGAUCAAGGACUUCCUGCUGACGGCGCGGCGGAAGGACGCGCGGUCGGUGCGGAUCAAGAGGACCAAGGACGCCGUCAAGUUCAAGGUGCGCUGCUCCAGGUACCUCUACACCCUCUGCGUCUUCGACGCCGACAAGGCCAACAAGCUCAAGCAAUCCCUCCCACCAGGUUUGAGCGUCCAGGAGGUUUAAGCGCAUCAAGUCUGGCAGUUUCUUCGCUAGUAGAAGGAAUGUUCAAUCCAGUUUGCUUUAGUAUCUAUCCGUAGGUGUCUUGUGGUUGCCCCAAUUAAGUGAAUUUUGAUGUUAAAGUUUGAACUGUAAUGUUGGGAGUUCUGUGUUGGACCUCUGAGGAUUACCUACCAUCCUAAAUUUGACUGAAUUUUGCACCAUCUUUCUGGUUUUCUGGAAUGUUCACUUUCGUUCUCUAAA
Brachypodium distachyon (stiff brome) is the source of this 599-nucleotide messenger RNA. Its product is annotated as 60S ribosomal protein L38. Bases 153 to 362 code for a protein of 69 amino acids. Gene Ontology annotation, cellular component: ribosome; cytosolic large ribosomal subunit. NCBI's taxonomy places the organism in Eukaryota, Viridiplantae, Streptophyta, Magnoliopsida, Poales, Poaceae. Gene Ontology annotation, biological process: protein-RNA complex assembly; translation. Gene Ontology annotation, molecular function: structural constituent of ribosome. The record is from RefSeq and is a predicted model, not a curated record. The transcript has 3 exons.